This is a messenger RNA of Phytophthora megakarya, 324 nucleotides long. Lineage: Eukaryota; Oomycota; Peronosporomycetes; Peronosporales; Peronosporaceae. The record is from the annotation of a GenBank genome assembly.
AUGUGCAAAUUCUGGAUCAACGAUGAAUACGCCCAACGACACACUUUGGAGAUCAACACGACAAGGAAUCGGUUCCGUGGUGAGACCCCUUUCGACAUGGUACAUGGCUGGGACGCUAGAACUACUCUCGAAGCGGUGACCUCGGUAGGAAGUACCUGCAGAUACCUUCGGGAUCCGAGAAGGUGGCGAUAUCAGACACAGAAGUAUUAUCAACAGCCCCGGAAACAAUUCAACCAACACCCUCGUAUAGCUAUUGCAGAUUCAGCCGACACACAUAUCGUUCUGAUGCGCCCAUUCACAGCAGAAACUGAAGCGAGAGGUUGA